AUGCUGUACAUAUCGUCACCCCUAGCUCUGUCACUCGCGACCCUACUCGCUCUCACCCAUGCCAAAGAAUGUGGACGACCCUCGAGAUCCAUCGCCUUGGACCAGCGGCCCAUGACCUCAGGCUUUAGGCCUCCUCGCUCCUCCAAUUUCGCGCCUGCGUCUUCCAACUCCGCCCGUGGCCGGCCCUCAUCCGUCGACUCCGGAGCGUCGACGACCUCUUCUACGGCUCCUCGAUCUUCAUCAUCACCAUCAUCAUCAUCAUCCACGACGUCGCCUCCCCCUCCGUCAUGCGAUUGCGGCUAUAUUCUGUCCACUUAUGGAGACGCCUACUUCCCCUAUCACAGAUCUAUCAACUUUGAAGCUCUCCCCUCCGGCAUCUUGUCUUCUGCGAAUGCACUCAAUGACCUCGGUCUCACCAUCUUCGAUGGACAAGCGAUGGGAGGUACAGGACCCGACGGGACCCGAUCGGUCUGUGAUCUUCAGAACCUCGCUAUUGAUACAGACAAAGCUCUGACAUUUACUGUGCCUGGUGGUCAACCAGCCGGAGGCCAGAUCAGCGCAGCGGAAGUCUAUAGCUCGGACGAAUUCCUCCACGGGGUCUUCAUGGGAAGCAUGAAGUUUGACCAGACUCCCGGGACAUGUCAAUCCAUGUUCACUUAUCAAGCUGGUACCGGGAAUGACGAGCAGGAUAUCGAAGUCAUCGGUCAGACAAUCUUUGAUCGAGGUGAUAAUGGAACGCCGGCAGGAGUUCAGCUCACCAAUUGGGAUCCCAACGACUCAUCCAAUACCGUCAAUGAUAACGUCAUCUUGCCGUUUCCUGAAGACCCCACGACUAGCUACCACAAUUACACCAUCGCGUGGUUGCCUUCGGGUACAAAGUACUAUUUUGAUGGUGGGCCUCUAGACUCGCCGACCAAAUACACAUCAAUCAACCCCUCAAAGCUCAUCUUUAACCAUUGGACGAAUGGAGAUAAGGGUUUCACAGCUGGUCCCCCCACUCAGGAUGUCGUCUUUAAGGUCCGGGCGCUUGACUGGUACUAUGCCACUCCCGGUCAGCAGGACGUGCUUGCGGGCUGCACCAUGGACCAGGCAUGUAGGGUCUAG
Kockovaella imperatae is the source of this 1104-nucleotide messenger RNA. RefSeq names its product concanavalin A-like lectin/glucanase domain-containing protein. Gene Ontology annotation, molecular function: hydrolase activity, hydrolyzing O-glycosyl compounds. Lineage: Eukaryota; Fungi; Basidiomycota; Tremellomycetes; Tremellales; Cuniculitremaceae. The transcript has a single exon. Gene Ontology annotation, biological process: carbohydrate metabolic process. The record is from RefSeq and is a predicted model, not a curated record. The coding region runs from base 1 to 1104 and encodes 367 amino acids.